Triticum aestivum (bread wheat) is the source of this 3462-nucleotide messenger RNA. Its product is annotated as putative disease resistance protein RGA3. The transcript is spliced from 2 exons. Lineage: Eukaryota; Viridiplantae; Streptophyta; Magnoliopsida; Poales; Poaceae. Gene Ontology annotation, biological process: defense response to other organism. Gene Ontology annotation, molecular function: ADP binding. The coding region runs from base 1156 to 2499 and encodes 447 amino acids. The record is from RefSeq and is a predicted model, not a curated record.
UCCGCCGCCGCUACCUUCUUUCUUUCUGCUCCUCCUCCCGAGCGCCCCUCUCCUCUGCUCCGCCUACAUAACCAUGGAUUGUGCAAUCAGACCAUAAACACUUACGGAGUUGUUUCUGUUUUGCCAAUUGUUGGCAUCGGUGGAGUGGGGAAGACCACUCUCGUUCAGCUGGUUUACAAUGAUACAAGGGUGAAAAACCACUUUGGUUUGAGGAUGUGGGUUUGUAUUUCUGACGUUUUUGACAUUAAAAAGAUAAUCAAAGAUAUCAUUGAGUGUGCCACUGAUGGGGUGUGUGAUAGGUCCCGCAGUUUAAAUGUUCUUCAAGGGGAACUAAGGAAAAUUCUGAUGAAGCAAAAGUUUCUUCUAGUGUUGGAUGAUAUAUGGCCAAAUGCUAUUGAUGAAUGGCAGACAUUUUUUGCACCAUUCAGGAAUGUACUUGAAGGCAGUGUCAUCUUAGUGACUACAAGAUUUGCGACUAUUGUCUGCCUUGUCACAAACACUAGGACCAUUGAACUCAAAGGAUUGCCUGAAGAUACAUUUUUGGAGUUCUUCAACAUAUGUGCAUUUGGUACAGAUUGUGCAGAAUCGUAUCCAAAGUUGCAGGUCAUUGGUCAGGACGUGGCCUCUCGGUUGUGUGGGUCUCCCUUGGCAGCUAAAACUCUUGGCCGCUUGUUGAAUAUGGAGCUCACAGAACGCCAUUGGAUAACUGUCCAGAAUAGUGAAUUGUGGGAGCUGCCACAUCAGGACAAUGAGAUAUUGCCAGCCCUUCAACUCAGCUACCUCUAUCUUCCACCGGAACUUAAGAGAUGCCUUGCACUUUGUUCAAUGUUUCCCAAAGGUUAUAGAUUUGAAAGAGAUGAGAUAGUUGACAUUUGGGUGACACAUGGCUUUGUUGUGCCGGAAGGAAGCAUGGAUCCCGAAGAGUUGGGUGUUGCAUACUUGGAUGAUUUGAGAAGCAGAUUCCUUCUUCAAACUGAUCCUAGGUUCCGUGAUCUAAGUAGAUAUGUAAUGCAUGACUUGAUCCAUGCCAUGGCACAAUCUGUUUCACUAGAUGAAUGUUUUUUGUUGCAAGAUAAGAACUAUCCUAAUCAGAGGAAAAUACCACCCACAGUUCGCCAUAUGUCAAUUGAGGUCCACAGUGAAGUUUAGAACAGAAUGGCAGACAUUCACCAUUUGGAUAAAUUGCAUUCACUUAGGUUCGGGACUAGAUCCGAAGUUAGAAUUUCAUGGUUAAAUAAGCUUUCCAACAUCCUCUUUUUGACUCUAAAAGGCUGCGAGCUGAAAAACCUACCUGAGAGCAUUUGUGUCUUGAAUCAUCUUCGUCACCUUGAUAUAUCUCAUAGCAGAAUAAUUGAGCUACCUGAGUGUUUUCGGUGCCUAUACAGCCUACAAGUUCUCAAUGCUAGUCAUUCAAGACUGAAAACAAUUCCUGAUGGCAUAACAACGCUAGUCAACUUGCGUAAUCUAGCACUGCCAGGGAAUGCCUCACAUAAUUUGUCAACAAAAAGUGGUCUUGGAAAUUUGUGUUCUCUGCGGAACUUGAGCUAUUUUACGGUUGGAGAAGGUAAUGGGAGGAGAAUUAGUGAGUUGAAGAACAUGAAUCAGCUGAGAGAAAUGCUAUCUAUUAAAUCUUUUGCUAACGUUCAGACUAUGGAAGAAACUGCCGAGGCUAGAAUUGUUGACAAGCAAUACCUUAAGGUAUUAAUUAUACAUUGGCGACAAUGUAGAUUCUUCCUGAAGGAACAUGAACAUGACAAUAGCAAUACACUCGAAGGCUUGCAUCCUCAUUCAAGAAUUGAACGUCUUGUACUUGAAGGCUUUCGGUUUGAUAACUUAGCUCCAAGUUGGUUAACUCCUGAAAACCUACCUUCAUUAAGAAAUCUAGAUCUUUCCCAUUGCAGCUUGAAAUAUUUAUCAAUGCCACUUUGUUUUCCCAUCACUACUCUGCGCCUUUCCUGGUGUUGUGGUCUGAGAAAUCUUGAUCAGUGCCUGGACCCAGAACAUUUGCCAUUUGUCCAGUCAAUAGAGCUUGAUUGGUGUCCAAAUCUAGUAUCGGUCCCUGUGCACAGUUUUGUGGGUUUUGUUUUCCUUCAAGAUCUGAGAAUCCACCAGUGCUUCAAGUUGGCGUGCCCUAGGGAAAUGGUUUUGCCCCCUGCACUCAGAAGACUUUCUGUUUCCUUUUGCGGUGAGCUUGGCAAUUCAUUUCCAGAUUGCUUGGAGAAUCUCAACUUUCUCACCCUUCUGCAUUUGGAAGCGUGUCUCACUAUAAGGCUCAUUCGAUUGAACUCGAUCAACACAAACAUGCUAAGUUGUCUGGUUCUUCGUCAUUGCUCGGAACUGUCAUCCAUCGAAGGAUCUAGCGCUCUUCUAUACAUGAAGUAUGUUGACAUAUUGAGCUGCCCUAAGCUCACAGGGAUAAGCCAACCAUUCAAAAGGAAUAAACUGGAGAAAGUAGAGGAGACAGAACUGCUAGAAUUUAUCAAACCACGCAAGGAAUGAACUGCAGAAAGUUGAGGAGACGGAGCUGCUAGAAUGUAUCAAACCACGGAAUCACGGAAGAGUUCAAGAGAAAAGGAGUGAUGUUCUGUUCAGAUCAUAGCGUUCGAGGUCAGUAGCUGCUUUUCUGAUGUCCAGUGGGAUGUUUCAUUUUGAAUGUCUCUCUUCUGAAUGGCUAAACUGGAAUCAACUUAUGGCGUUGUUAGCGGAACAGGCUCUGAGCAAAAGGGAGGAUGAAAUCUCACGGGGUUUAUAUAAAUCUGGGAUUCAGACAAUGAAGUUCAUGAACGACGAAUGUGCUCUAGAGGGGGGAAACCAUAGGAGGAGAAAGCUCUAGAGAGCUACGUUAUCACAGCAGAUCAAAGUGUUACAGGAAGUUUUUUGAAGUGAUGGUUCACUGUCGGGAGCAAUUGGUGGGAGUCACAAGUGUGUGACAUUUGAAGAGACAUGCUGAGCAUAUCAUUAUGUCUCGGCUACUUUUUAACUGGUAAGCUGUAACCCCAGUCUUCCCUGUGUGAACUACGUGUACUUGGUUAUCUCUAUUUCCUGUUCAGUUGCAUUCUUCUCUACCAUGAUGGCACUGUACUUAGGUACUGGGCACUGCAUAAUGCAAUACACGUGUAGGUUUGUUGUAUUUGCAAAGCAAAUAUAGUGGCUUUAAAGUAUAUAUCUGAAUAAUGUAUGACUUUAUGAAUUGGCUUGCAUAAGAAAGUGUAAAUCUGUCUUUGUGUAUUGGAUUAAUGUGUAAAUUUUGGCCUUCCUGAUCGUCCAUGGAUUACCAUUUUCCUUCCAAACUUAUAAUAAUAUAGUUAUCUAAUCACUAAUGUAACACUUGAAAGUUGAAACGCUUGACGGUAUCUACAGAUGAGGCUCAAUGUAAGCUAGCUGGUCUCUGUGCGCUCUCUGCGCUUGCAGAGUUGCCAACUAGCCAAAAUAAUUCUUAAUUCUUUUUUGAACUUCUUUUGG